Molecule: messenger RNA, 3912 nt
Organism: Heteronotia binoei (common prickly gecko)
Lineage: Eukaryota; Metazoa; Chordata; Lepidosauria; Squamata; Gekkonidae
Product: zinc finger protein 658B-like
Exons: 5
Coding region: 1-3912 (1303 amino acids)
Biological process (GO): regulation of transcription by RNA polymerase II
Molecular function (GO): RNA polymerase II cis-regulatory region sequence-specific DNA binding; DNA-binding transcription factor activity
Source: RefSeq, a predicted model, not a curated record
AUGGCGGAGUGGGCCCUUCUAGAUGCAUGCCAGAAAGUUCUCUACAAAGAAGUCAUGCUGGAGAACUAUGAGAGCGUGGCUUUUCUGAGCAGUGAAGAGAUGUUGUCGAGCUAUUUUCUUUGCAGAGAAGUAGGAAUCCCUGCUCAACCUCUGGUCCAGGAGGAGGUGGCCGUGUAUUUCACCAUGGCGGAGUGGGCUCUGCUGGAUCCAGGCCAGAAAGCUCUCUACAAAGAAGUCAUGCUGGAGAACUAUGAGAGCGUGGCUUUUCUGGGAGAUAAUCAGAGUAAUGAGGGGGAUGAGGAACCGCAUCAGGUAUUGCCUGAUGAAGUCAAGAAGGAAGUUGUGAGAAGAAAUGUCAGGAUUCAAGGCAGACUGAAGAAGAAUAAAGUCAGUCACAGGGUGAAGAAGAGGGAUAAAUCCAUUCCUUGUCAAGGUGGAGAUUUCCAAGAAGUUAUUCACCUGUUGGAGAAAUCAUACAAGUGCUUGGAGUGUGGAAUGAACUUCUCAGAUCAAACCCAAUAUACUGUCCAUUUGGGAAUGCACAGUGGAAAGAAGACCCAUCAGUGUCUGGACUGUGGAAAGGCCAUGAUUACCAGAGCAGAGUUCUUUAGACAUCUAAGAAUACAUACAGGAGAGGAACCUUCUAACUGCUCAGACUGUUCUAAGAGUUUCUCAAAGAAACCAGACCUUGCUCAACAUCAAAGAAUUCCUACAAGAGAGAAGCCUUUAAUCUAUUCCAAGAGUGGAGUGCUGUUCUUGAAUGGAAAAGAGAGUAAUAUGCAUGUUUCAAAGCAUAGUAUAAUGAACACAUGUCAAUGCUUUCAGUGCGGAAAGUACUUCAGAUACAAAUCACAGUUCCUUGUACACCAAAGGACCCACAGAGUUGGGAAACCUUUUGAAUUCUCACAGUGUGGAAAGAAAUUCAAUGAGAAUUUCCUUCUUAUGCAACAUCAAAAAGCCCACAGAUGGGAGACGUUUUUAGAGUGCUCAGCGUUGGGGAGGAGAUUCAGUAGGAGUGGCACUUUUAAGCAACAUCAAAGAACCCAUAAAGGGGAGAAGCCUUUUGAAUGCUCAGAGUGUAGGAAGAGAUUCAGUGACAGUAGCAGUCUUCAAAAACAUCUAAGAAUCCAUUCUUGGGAGAAACCUUUUGAAUGCAUAGAAUGUGGGAAGAGAUUCAGUCACAGUAGCAAUCUUCAAAAACAUCUAAGAAUCCAUACAGGGGAGAAGCCUUUUGAAUGCUCAGAGUGUGGAAAGAGAUUCAGUCAGAGUGGCCAUCUUCAACAGCAUCAAAGAACCCACACAGGGGAGAAGCCUUUUGAAUGCUCCGAAUGUGGGAAGAGAUUCAGUCGGAGUGGCCAUCUUCAAAGUCAUCUCAGAACGCACACAGGGGAGAAACCUUUUGAAUGCUCAAAGUGUGGGAACAGAUUCAGUCGGAGUGGUUAUCUUCAACAACAUCAAAGAAUCCACACAGGGGAGAAGCCUUUUGAAUGCUCAGAGUGUGGGAAGAGUUUCAGUCAGAGUCUGACUCUUCAAAGUCAUCUCAGAACCCACACAAGGGAGAAGCCUUUUGAAUGCUCAGAGUGUGGGAAGAGAUUCAGUAGGAGUGGCAGUCUUCAACAGCAUCAAAGAACCCAUACAGGGGAGAAGCCUUUUGAAUGCUCAGAGUGUGAGAAGAGUUUCAGUCAGAGUGCAACUCUUCAAUGUCAUCUCAGAACCCACACAGGGGCGAAGCCUUUUGAAUGCUCAGAGUGUGGGAACAGAUUCAGUCGGAGUGGCCAUCUUCAACAACAUCAAAGAAUCCACACAGGGGAGAAGCCUUUUGAAUGCUCAGAGUGUGGGAAGAGUUUCAGUCAGAGUACAACUCUUCAACGUCAUCUCAGAACCCACACAGGGGCGAAGCCUUUUGAAUGCUCAGAGUGUGGGAAGAGAUUCAGUCACAGUAGAAGACUUCAACAGCAUCAAAUAAUCCACACAGGGGAGAAGCCUUAUGAAUGCUCAGAGUGUGGGAAGAGAUUCAGUCGGAGUGAAACUCUUCAAAGACAUCUCAGAACCCACACAGAGGAGAAGCCUUUUGAAUGCUCAGAGUGUAGGAAGAGAUUCAGUCACAGUAGCAGUCUUCAACAGCAUCAAAGAACCCACACGGGGGAGAAGCCUUUUGAAUGCUCAGAGUGCGGGAAGAGAUACAGUCACAGUAGCAGUCUUCAACAGCAUCAAAGAACCCACACGGGGGAGAAGCCUUUUGAAUGCUCAGAGUGUGGGAAGAGAUUCAGUCACAGUAGCAGUCUUCAACAGCAUCAAAGAACCCACACGGGGGAGAAGCCUUUUGAAUGCUCAGAGUGUGGGAAGAGAUUCAGUCGGAGUAGCAGUCUUCAAAAACAUCUAAGAAUCCAUUCAGGGGAGAAACCUUUUGAGUGCUCAGAGUGUGGGAAGAGAUUCAGUCGGAGUUUGACUCUUCAAAGUCAUCUCAGAACCCACACAAGGGAGAAGCCUUUUGAAUGCUCAGAGUGUGGGAAGAGAUUCAGUAGGAGUGGCCAUCUUCAACGUCAUCUCAGAACCCACACAGGUGAGAAGCCUUUUGAAUGCUCAGAGUGUGGGAAGAGAUUCAGGUGGAGUGGCAGUCUUCAAAAACAUCUAAGAAUCCAUUCAGGGGAGAAACCUUUUGAAUGCUCAGAGUGUGGGAAGAGAUGCAGUCGGAAUCGGACUCUUCAAAGUCAUCUCAGAACCCACACAGGGGAGAAGCCUUUUGAAUGCUCAAAGUGUAGGAAGAGAUUCACUAACAAUAGCAGUCUUCAAAUACAUCUAAGAAUUCAUUCAGGGGAGAUGCCUUUUGAAUGCUCAGAGUGUGGGAAGAGAUUCAUUCACAGUAGCAGUCUUCAACAGCAUCAGAGAACCCACACUGGGGAGAAGCCUUUUGAAUGCUCAGAGUGUGGGAAGAGAUUCCGUCACAGUGGCCAUCUUCAAUAUCAUCUAAGAAUCCAUUCAGGGGAGAAACCUUUUGAAUGCUCAGAGUGUGGGAAGAGAUUCACUCAGAAUGGGGCUCUUCAAAGUCAUCUCAGAACCCACACAGGUGAGAAGCCUUUUGAAUGCUCAGAGUGUAGGAAGAGAUUCACUAACAAUAGCAGUCUUCAAAUACAUCUAAGAAUUCAUUCAGGGGAGAUGCCUUUUGAAUGCUCAGAGUGUGGGAAGAGAUUCAUUCACAGUGGCCAUCUUAAAUGUCAUCUAAGAAUCCAUUCAGGGGAGAAACCUUUUGAAUGCUCCGAGUGUGGGAAGAGAUUCACUCAGAAUGGGGCUCUUCAAAGUCAUCUCAGAACCCACACAGGUGAGAAGCCUUUUGAAUGCUCAGAGUGUAGGAAGAGAUUCACUAACAAAAGCAGUCUUCAAAUACAUCUAAGAAUUCAUUCAGGGGAGAUGCCUUUUGAAUGCUCAGAGUGUGGGAAGAGAUUCAGUCACAGCAGCAGUCUUCAACAGCAUCAGAGAACCCACACUGGGGAGAAGCCUUUUGAAUGCUCAGAGUGUAGGAAGAGAUUCACUAACAAUAGCAGUCUUCAGAUACAUCUAAGAAUUCAUUCAGGGGAGAUGCCUUUUGAAUGCUCAGAGUGUGGGAAGAGAUUCAGUCACAGUAGCAGUCUUCAACAGCAUCAGAGAACCCACACUGGGGAGAAGCCUUUUGAAUGCUCAGAGUGUGGGAAGAGAUUCAGUCGGAAUGGCAGUCUUCAAAAACAUCUAAGAAUCCAUUCAGGGGAGAAACCUUUUGAAUGCUCAGAGUGUGGGAAGAGGUUCAAUCGGAAUUGGACUCUUCAAAGUCAUCUCAUAAGUCAUUCCUACUUAGUGACGUGGCCUUCAGUGAAGACACACAUGUACCCCAUGGUGCUGAGAUUCGAGCAUGGGGACAACCAUCUGGGAGUCCCAUAG